Messenger RNA from Limulus polyphemus (Atlantic horseshoe crab), 2699 nucleotides. RefSeq names its product sterile alpha and TIR motif-containing protein 1-like. The record is from RefSeq and is a predicted model, not a curated record. Gene Ontology annotation, cellular component: dendrite. NCBI's taxonomy places the organism in Eukaryota, Metazoa, Arthropoda, Merostomata, Xiphosura, Limulidae. Gene Ontology annotation, molecular function: NAD+ nucleosidase activity; signaling adaptor activity. Bases 385 to 2676 code for a protein of 763 amino acids. The transcript is spliced from 3 exons. Gene Ontology annotation, biological process: negative regulation of MyD88-independent toll-like receptor signaling pathway; response to axon injury.
UUUUGAAAAUGUCACCCCCUGGUUUAUAUACAAGUUUGUUGUCUAUAGAAUGAUAUGUUUUAUAUAGUUUAUAUAUGAUGGUAUGUUUAUAUCAGUGAAGCCCCGAGUUCCUGACCUUGUAUUUAUAUAAGAUGGUACGUCUUACUGCAGAAUAUACCUUAAUUUAAUACGUUUCGUUACCUUGAAAGAAGAGGAAAAAUCAACAUGGAACAUAAGUGAAUAAAUUAGCGACUGUUACCACCACCAGGGUGGAUGGGGGAGGGGGGUCUUCUCUUUUCCCGCAUAGCUCAUUGUGUAGCUUUCUGCUUAUCAACGAACUAUAACUGGCAGAUUUUCUGUGAGUCAAUCCUUCUGACCUCCAUAGAUUUACCAUGACCCUCUCAGAUGUCUGAUUUUCCUGCAGAAAGCAGCGAACAAAAAGCAGUGUUGACCAACGGGAAUGUAUCCUCUUUAGUGGGAAACUUUAACCAGAAGUCAACAGUCCUCAACACAAUAAACAGUACAACAGCUUCUUUUGCUAGCAGCACAGAAAAAUUGAGUUCGAGUUCAGCCUUCACGAGCAAGGAAAAGCUCAGUGCUAAUUCUUCCUCCGCCCAAAUGUUGAAGAGCAGUAGCACCUCAUCUUCAACAUCUAGCUCUGUGGUCAGCAAGAAAUCACAGCUGCUCCACUCGGUUGUUAACCAAGAACUGAAACAACAACAAAAACAGCAGAAUGAAUCGUAUGUUGGCAAUCGUAACUUUAAUCGCAGCGUCAGUGUUACCAGUGUUGCUAGUAGUGCCAGCAGCACCAGUGAGUCCAGGAAGAAAACCCUGACUGCUCAGAGGGGUCUCUCAAUGGAGGACAUCCUGUCGGAGGAGAGUGCCAGCAGCACUAAUGAGUCUAGGAAGAAAACCUUCACUGCUCAGAGGGGUCUCUCAAUGGACGACAUCUUGUCGGAGAAGAGAGAGGCCAAGGAAUCUUCUCCUCAGGAAAUGAGGUUCGAACAGAAAAGAAUGACCUCUUCGUCCAAGAUGAAGUUACAAACCGAUGGUUUCAAAACUUCUAAUAACAAGGAAGUGAAAAGCUUUCAGACAGGAGAAAUUAAUUACAAAGAAAAAGCCAUUAAAGCUCACUUAGAAACCGAAGGAUUUUCUUCUGAAAAGGCGAUAGCUUUACGACAGGAAGAGAGCCACCUGGAGACUGAAGGGACAAUCCAGCAACAAGAGCGGACCGCACUGUCCUCCACGAUGAAGCUAAAAACGGACGGGUUUACUGCAGAAAAGAUUGCCAUGUCCAAACAGGAGGAGUUCUCUCAAGCAUCCAUCCAACAACAAAGAAACAUAUCCUCCUCCUCGUCGUCCAAGCUAAUGUUUACUAGUAAAAACCUCAAAUCGUCCACUGCUAUCAGCAGCAGCCAAAACAAGCAACAAAUAGGGUUUGGAGGAAUUUCAUCCUCUGUUACUAUGAGCCCCAUCGUCACGUUCCCUGAUGAAGGAGGACCGUUUCACAUAAACGGCUUCUCUCCUAAUCUUGCCCUCACCCAGGGCCUUGAAAAGGAUAUCGAGAUUCUUAACUCGCCAGCGUCGUCUCCAGAAGUUGAGAAGGCUAUGACAAGAUUUGGUUCUCGUAUAAGUGCUUGUGUUGAAAGGCUGAAAACUGCUGCUGACGAGGAAGCAGUACAGCUACUAACUACAAUGAACGAUAUUAUCAGGAAAGCCUGGGCUGUUCCAACUAACGGCUACGAACUCGGGUUUAACUUGUGCAAUAUCCUGAGGAACAACGGCGGGAUGGAUAUACUCAUUAGCAACUGUUCUUCGGAUAACGACGAACUCCGGUUCGCUAGUGCUCAGCUUCUGGAGCAGUGUUUAUCAACCGAGAACCGAGGAUACGUGGUAGAGAAAGGUCUGGACAGCGUUGUCUCCGUGGCCUACUCCUGCAGCAUGAGAAACUCGGUUAUUCACUCCCGUGUUGGCACGGGAAUCCUUGAACACCUCUUUAAGCACUCGGUGACCACGUGUAGUGAUGUCAUAAGAAUGGGGGGAUUAAAAGCCAUCUUAUACGACUGUAGAAAUUCGGAUGUUGAAACUCUCCGUCAUUGUGCCACUGCAUUAGCUAACUUGUCAUUAUAUGGGGGAUCCGAGAACCAGGAAGCUAUGAUCAGACAUAAAGUCCCCGUCUGGUUGUUCCCCUUAGCGUUCAACAAUGACGACAAUAUCAAGUAUUAUGCCUGUUUGGCCAUUACAGCUUUGGUAGCCAACAAAGAAAUCGAAGCCGCAGUAUUACGAUCCGGAACACUGGAUCUUGUUGAACCUUUUGUGUCCAGUCAUAAUCCUGAAGAGUUUGCCAACAGCACAGUGUCUCAUGUCCACGGGCAAUCCAAAAACUGGCUCCUUCGGCUGGUUCCUGUCCUGGACAGCAAGAGAGAGGAAGCCAGAAGUUUGGCAGCAUUCCACUUUGCCAUGGAGGCUGGGAUUAAGAAGCGACAAGGAAACACAGCGAUAUUCCACGAAAUCGGAGCUGUUGAGGCACUGAAGAAGGUUGCUAGUUCUCCUAACGCCAUUGCUUCUAAGUAUGCUGCUCAGGCGCUCCAACUUAUUGGAGAAGAGGUUCCCCACAAGUUGUCCCAGCAAGUCCCUCUUUGGACUGUUGAAGACGUCCGAGAGUGGGUAAAACAAGUAAGAUGUUUUUGUUACUAACAAGCUUCUAGAUACGUCGUUAU